This is a messenger RNA of Plasmodium coatneyi, 585 nucleotides long. RefSeq names its product U6 snRNA-associated Sm-like protein LSm5. Gene Ontology annotation, biological process: mRNA splicing, via spliceosome. The record is from RefSeq and is a predicted model, not a curated record. NCBI's taxonomy places the organism in Eukaryota, Apicomplexa, Aconoidasida, Haemosporida, Plasmodiidae. Gene Ontology annotation, molecular function: RNA binding. The transcript is spliced from 3 exons. The coding region runs from base 168 to 548 and encodes 126 amino acids. Gene Ontology annotation, cellular component: U6 snRNP; Lsm1-7-Pat1 complex; U4/U6 x U5 tri-snRNP complex.
AUCGAAAAAAUAAGUAUGAAAGGGGAACAUGUGAAGAUACCGUAAUAAUGCGUUGCCAGUGCUAUGUAUAGAAGUUUCCAAAUUUGAACCCCUAUUUUAGCGAAGCAGAAAGGAGCCAACAUAACAGUAGCACGUAAUGGCUGUUCAUACGCGCCAUUUACAGUUCUAUGUACAUAUUUAAGAGAAACAGCCCAUUCAUUUGUUCAUUCGUUCAUUCUUCCCUUUUACGCAGUUUAACAAGAAUGGCAACAGUCAGUGGGUCAGAAACGUUUUUGCCUCUUGCCCUGAUGGAUAAGUGCAUAGGCAGCAAAAUAUGGGUUAUGCUGAAGGGUGACAAAGAAAUAGUUGGGAAGCUCGUCGGAUUUGAUGAAUAUGUGAAUAUGGUACUAGAAGACGUUACGGAAUACACUUACAUAAACAACGUUAAGAAAGUGAAUAAAAUAAAAAAGCUGCUGCUGAACGGUUUGAAUAUAACAAUAAUGGUCCCAGGAGGUGUCCCUGUUAAUUACUACGAUUAUGAAGAAAAGCUGGAGGAAAACAUCGCAUGAUGUGAUGGUAUUUUUUUUUUUUUUUUUUUUCAAAUUU